UCUCUGAAUGAGCCAAGAUGCCGGGGUUGAUGGUGGUAUCGUUGCCACUGCUUAUUAGGCAUGUACCACAUCCAAGACAAACACGAACUCAUUUAACUCUGCUCAUUGUUGUCUACAAUAAGCAUGAUGUUAUUUUAUACAUAGUUUGCAUAGCUGGGGUUUAAAGGUUCAAAUCAUGCCCAGAUUUGAACAGAUUGUUUUCUUUGUAAAGUAUUGUCUUUCUAGAUCCCAAAAUUCUGAUUGUACAGUCAGUGUGACUCUGGAACCCGACACAGCCCAUCCUGACCCAGCACUGUCUAAAGGUCAAAGACGAGUGACUUACAGACAAUGCCACAAGAAUCUUGAGGCUUCUACCAAGAGAUUUUCUGUUUUGCCCUGUGUUCUGGGCUAUAAGGAAUUUACUUCAGGGAGAUAUUACUUCGAAGUGUCUGUUGAGAAUGCAACCUCUUGGGAUGUGGGAAUCUGUGUAGAGGAUGUGUUAAGGGGCUUUGACAUGAAGAAGGAGCCUGAGUUUGGAUUCUGGACCACCAGGAUGUGUGAAGAGGAUGGGCUUGCAGCCCUCACUUCCACCCCUACUCCCCUUCACCUGCGUGAGAAGCCACAGCUCGUGGGAGUUUUUCUAGACUAUGAGGCUGGAGUUGUAUCCUUUUACAAUGCAAUCAGUGGUUCCCAUAUCUUCACCUUCUCCAAGGCUUCCUUCUGGGAUACUCUGAAGCCCCUUUUCCAAGUUUAUGAAAAUACUUCUUUGUUUCUGCCUGCCAGAAUUAAUCAAGGGAAGGGGUAAAGUCCCCAUGGUGUAAGUAGCCCAGAAAAUGCAUAAAUCCCAUAAGGCAAAAACUUGGAUUUUUUUCAUUGCCGUUCCAAUGCUUUUAAUGAACUUUCAAUAAAUGUGCUCCGAUUUGGUUGAUGGAAAGGGUAAAAAUACCAUACAUGGCCAAUUUCAGUGAGAUGAAGGCAAAAUAAUAGUGAUAAUUAUAUCUUUUCAUCUCCCUCCCUUUUGUACAUCGGUUCUCAACCUUCCCAAUGCUGCAGCCCUUUAAUACAUUCCCCAUGUUGUAGUGACACCCAAUUAUAAAAUUUUUGUUGCAACUUCAUAUCUGUGAUUUUGCUACCGCUAUUAAUCAUAAUGUAUCUUCAUAUGAAUGGAGACAGUGGCUUGCAAGAGGGGUAGUGAUACA
Molecule: messenger RNA, 1178 nt
Organism: Alexandromys fortis (reed vole)
Lineage: Eukaryota; Metazoa; Chordata; Mammalia; Rodentia; Cricetidae
Gene: Trim38
Product: tripartite motif containing 38
Biological process (GO): positive regulation of canonical NF-kappaB signal transduction; positive regulation of autophagy; protein polyubiquitination
Cellular component (GO): cytoplasm; cytosol; nucleoplasm
Molecular function (GO): ubiquitin protein ligase activity; protein kinase binding; protein homodimerization activity
Source: RefSeq, a predicted model, not a curated record